AUCCUGAGGAAAUGGAACUAGUAGAAGAGACAGCGGACUCAGUAAAAAAAAGGGAACCUGAAAAUGUGAGACCUCAGAAGGAACCAGCAUAUUUCAAUCCUCUCCUGAGGGCUGCUCUAACUGGUGAUAUAGGGGAGGUUCAACACAUUUUUGAGGACCCAGAAGAUCCAGAUCAUGAAAAAGCCACUGAUCUGCUUAUGGAAAAGGAUAUUGUGGGGCGAGGCUUGCUGUUUGCAACUUGCAUGGCUGGGCAGAGCGACAUUAUCCGGGCACUGGCACGAUAUGGGGUUGAUCUGAAGGAUAAAACCUCCAGAGGUUAUACACUUCUCCACUGUGCUGCAGCCUGGGGACAACUAGAGAUAUUGAAAACUCUUGUAGAACUGGAAGCUGACAUUUAUGCAACCACCUUCCGGGGUGAAAAGGCCAGAGAUAUUGCCCACCGAUAUGAGCAGACAGAGUGUGUUGAUUUCUUGGAUUGGGCAGAAGCCAAGCAGAACUUACAAAACUUUAUCUCCCAAAUCCAGGCAACGGUCACAGAUCCUGAAAAAGUUCAGGGAAGGCUUAAUAAAGAGGAUAAGAAUAUUUCUCUCAAAGCCUGCCAGGCCAAGUCAGAUUGGCUUGAAAACACUAAGGACCCUACCAUGCUAGAAUUUAUAGAACAGAAGCAGCAUCUGGAGGACAUAAUGCUUCCCAUCUUCACAAAGUUGUCUGCACCCCGUUUACAAGACUCCGUUGUCAACAAAAAAAUUGGAGUUCCUUCCGGAGAACACUAACGUUAUUUCACUCAGCAUAGAUGGCACCUUGAUGUUUUCAUUGACGAUUCAACAUAAAUGUUACUAUUCACCUAACCUCCAAUCUGUUCUGAAGAUAAUCCAACCACGAUUCACUCUUUUUUCAGAUAUUAGAUUUGACUUAUUUAUAUUUGUCUGUUUAUAUCCUGACCUACAACCAGUAUAUAGGCAUUCAAACAUGUUUCUCUAGAAAAAGGAUUGCUUUUUUGUUUUACUUUCUGGGUAAGCAGUUGAAUAUUUUUUUUAAAAAAAAAACUGCAAGUAAGGGUAAUAGCAGCAUAACAUCUUUACUAAAUAAACUACAUUCACAAAUAAGCAAGCUUUCAAAUUCAAGCUAGCUCACUAUUUUGGCUUUUUGUUGAACUUAAUAAAAGUAUUAUGCUACUCUUGCAGGUCGUAUUUUUCAAAUGGACCAACGUUAUGCUUUUUGCUUUAUUUUUUUGUAAAUAAGAGAUUGCCUUUCAUCUUUGACAAAACACUUAUUUCCACUUAUAAAUGGACAAAUGAAGUUAACUGUAAUCGAUAACUAUGCAACUAGUGUUACUAACUCCAGGGUCUAAGCAAGUAUAAAGCAAACCCAGAUACU
Elgaria multicarinata webbii is the source of this 1377-nucleotide messenger RNA. It is a transcript of the gene ANKRD45, whose product is annotated as ankyrin repeat domain 45. Gene Ontology annotation, molecular function: protein binding. The record is from RefSeq and is a predicted model, not a curated record. Bases 12 to 773 code for a protein of 253 amino acids. Lineage: Eukaryota; Metazoa; Chordata; Lepidosauria; Squamata; Anguidae. The transcript has 6 exons. Gene Ontology annotation, cellular component: nucleus.